UGUGAAAACAAAAAGCAAAAAUGUCAGGGGAAGGAUUUGGAUGCCAUUAUCCUGGUAACCCAGCAGGUUUUGGGCAAGUACGUUAAGAAGCCUCCACUCACGGAGAAGCUGUUGAAGAAGCCACCAUUCCGUUUCCUAAUGGAUGUUUUUAACAACUUUAUUAAGCAAACCGGCAAGUUUGAAGGAUUAUAUUCGAUGGAGGAGCAGACUUUUGAGAAUAUAAGCAGUCGGGAGGAUAAAGUACGAUUCCUGCAAAAGAUGAUCGACGCAAUAAAACUAACAACCAAAAUGGAACUAAAAGUUCGGACUUCAAAAAUAGUUGCUGGGCAGGAGCCAGAGCUCACAAACGAGCUUCUCCAAGCAAUGGCUAGUGUGGCGGAAAAGAAUUUGGAGUGGGACAGCGUUGUAGACCAGGUGGUAAUUGCCCAUAGCAAAACACCUCUUGCCAUAACGAAACCCACAAAGGAAACUAAAAAUUCUAGCAAGAAUCCAUCGCCAGCUGGCAAGGAGGACGACUUAAAGAAACGCAAGGAGAAACGCAUAUCACCGCAAGAGCAAAAGCUACGCAAGGAACAGGCAUCUCGAUCUACACCUCCAACUGAGAAAGAUAAGGCAUCCCAGAAAAAGUCAAAGGUACCCAAGGAAGAAGGAAAAAUAAGUCGACAGAAUUCCAAACAAAAGAGUCCUUCGCCAGUUAAACUAAAGUCGAAAACCAAGGUGCAGCUUUCUACAGAAAGCGACAAUCCCAGCAUGUCAAUGUCGCCAGUUCCAGGAGGCGGAGCAGCUCCUGAAAAUGUGCCCGCUAAGCCAGAGAAGGAAACUGUUUCUCCCUCAAAAAGAAGUGAAGCAUCAAUAGAACCUGUCCAGGACUCUCCACCGGCUCCGUUGGCCCCACCAGCUGAGCCAGAGAGUCGAAAAUCCUCUGGCAGGAGUCGCCGUUCUAGUGGCAGUAAUAGACAACCACAGCCCAUCACGGACGAUAAUCAUUCCCAGCCAACAGUGCAAUCGUCAGAAACUAAAUCUGCGCCGGAUACCAACAAAAGUGAGGUGAAGCGGGAGACACCUAUCUCCAGGGAGAACUCUAAAGAAUCUAAUCAACGUCCCAGAACCUCACUAAGACCUCCAUCCGCUCGACCCGCCUCUGCACGUCCUGGAGCGCCACGACGUCGCAACGUAGAGAUCGUACUUCAACCAAACGACCAAGUUAAGAUGUCUGGAAUAAAUGUUAAACUAGAAACCUUUGGUGACUUAGAUGAUGAUGGAGAGAAUCUGGUGAUAAUAGAAGAUGCCCACUCUCAUGACAUUGUUCAAGGUGGAGGAGGUGCCGAAGAGCCAGCUUCGGAGGGUCAGGUCGAUGCUCAGGGACGACUGGUUCAGCAGAUCCUGGAAACCCAAAAGGAAUUGGUUCAUCAAAACGCGGAAGUGGAGCCUCCACAAAGUCAAGCAGCUCGUCAAAGUUCUGCUCGCCAGGUGAACGAUCUGCGCGAUGCUAUCCAAAAUCUGACCAAGGCGAUUAAUCCACUGGGUAAACUUCUUAACUUUAUACCCGAAGACAUCGAUGCUAUGCAACUUGAGUUAACUAUGUGGCGUGACAGGUACACUCAGGCCUCAACGGAACUGAAAAGGGAGCAAAGUCUUGCUGCCUCCUCCACGGAACCCUUGAAGCACCAGCUGCAGCAACUCGAUGCCAGCAUUGCUGAGUACGAGGAGCUCAUCGACGAAAGCCGCCACAAGAUCCUGCAAAACAAUGCCCGAAUUCUGAAGAUGAUGAUGGAACAGUAA
Messenger RNA from Drosophila eugracilis, 1782 nucleotides. RefSeq names its product TRAF3-interacting protein 1 (gene IFT54). The record is from RefSeq and is a predicted model, not a curated record. NCBI's taxonomy places the organism in Eukaryota, Metazoa, Arthropoda, Insecta, Diptera, Drosophilidae. Gene Ontology annotation, molecular function: microtubule binding. Gene Ontology annotation, biological process: regulation of microtubule cytoskeleton organization; intraciliary transport; cilium assembly. Gene Ontology annotation, cellular component: centrosome; ciliary basal body; axoneme. The transcript is spliced from 4 exons. The annotation marks the transcript as partial.